Phragmites australis (common reed) is the source of this 1848-nucleotide messenger RNA. RefSeq lists its product as uncharacterized. Gene Ontology annotation, molecular function: protein binding. Bases 292 to 1434 code for a protein of 380 amino acids. Lineage: Eukaryota; Viridiplantae; Streptophyta; Magnoliopsida; Poales; Poaceae. The transcript is spliced from 11 exons. The record is from RefSeq and is a predicted model, not a curated record.
GCCGCCGGUCCUCCCCCGCUCGGAUCUCUCUCUCUGCUGCGACGGCGCCGCUCCUCUGUCAGUCUACUGGCGGUGGAGAUCCAUCCGGGCGAAGACUGGUUGCUUUUUCUGUUGGGAAUUGAUUCUUGCUUGCUUGGAUUGAUUCUUUUGUUCUAAGAGUUGGUUUUGUUAUCCAUCACACCGGAUCGUUUUUCGCUCUACUCAGUUUCUUGGUUCCCAAUUAAGGGCAAAAUAAUUACCAAGUUGUUUCUCCUUUCAUUCAAACUCGCAAUUUCCUCACAGAUCUCGGAGAUGUCCCAAAAUAAUGCAAGUCCAAGAGAUCAUACUAGCGAUUGGGAGGCGUUUUUUUUCGAGGAUGAUCCUAGCGAGUUGGAGGCGGCAGCUGAGGAGGAUGAUCCUAGCGACCCAGAGGAUUUCACCGAACAAGGCCUGAAUGCAAAAAAAGUGGCGUUAUGCAUAUCCAGAUCUGUCGUAUCCCUUGUCUCUUCUGUUGAUGGGAAUAUUCUAUUUGCUUGUACUGGCACAGUUGUCGAUCAUGUGGGCUCUGCAACAUGGAUACUCACCUCUGCUACGCUGGUUAGGAAACCUGGCACAGACUAUGAUGCCUAUCAAGGGGGUGAAGUUAAGAUUGAAGUGCUUCUACACAACAAAAGAGCUAUUGAUGGGUGCAUAGCAAUGUGCAAUUUGCAGUAUAAUAUUGCUGUUGUAACUGUUGAGUCACAGUUGGAUCUUCCCAUGGUGGCACUUAAUGACCUUCCUGGCUGUUACUCCACGCUGGUUCGGCCUGUGAUAGCUGUAGGCCGGGACUCCAAGUCACAAGGUUUACUGGUGAGACAUGGGGACAUGAUUCGUGAAAGGAGCAAGUUGGACUGCAGUGAGCUUUUGGUCUGCACCUGUCCUGUUAGUAAGAUGUUCAUCGGGGGUCUUGUCAUGGAUUUUGAAAGAAGAAUCAUUGGCAUCAGUUUUUUUGGCAAGGACAUCACUCCUGUCUUGCCGAUUGACAUUGCGGCAAGAUGUCUACAGCACUUCAAGUACUUCGGGACGCUCAAACAGCCUCCUCUUUGCAUAAGGGGGCACGCUCUUCACAGUUUGGAACUAAGCAACCUGGAAAAAAUAUGCUACAGGUGUCCUGACCUAUCCACAGGAAUUGUGGUACACCAGAUCCCUGAAGUGUUAUCAGCGAAUUGUGGAGGCAUUGAGGUUGGUGAUAUCAUCUGUAGCAUUGAUGGAGUAGUUCUCCACUCCGUGGCUCAGCUUACUGGGAUACUUCUUGAUGGAAUGGUGGUUGCUGGGAGCUCCAAGAAUAGAGUGAUUCUCCAGGCAGGCAUAAGAAGACCCAGUGAUAACACUAAAUUUGUUGCAAUGCUGAAUAUGUGGGAAAAUCCUUCUGUUGAUCGCGACAAUUUCUUCUGCAACAGAUGGAUGUUGCCGUGAAAGCGUGGUUCUGGUGUUCAACAGCUGAAGUUAUUGCACUUCCUAAAUGAUGUAAGUAAAUUCUUAGGUGGUGGAAGUGGACCAUGUAGGCUAUUGGGAGAUACUGUUAUCAAUGUGGACCUUUCGUUAUUUCCCCUUCCCACUUGUAUCCGUUUUUCAUCAAAUGCAAUUUAGCUUCCAUCUAUCCGCCAACUCAGUGGUACUUCCCUUAACAUACAACUUGUGUUCACCGCAACAUGAGUAGCACUUUGACAUUAGUGAGAAGUAAGCUCUCCUUAGCUAGACCGCCCUUAAUUUUCAUUGAAACAAAUGUUAGCAUUAUGAACAUAAGACAACUUCUAAGGGUAUCUGUUAUGACCUUUUGAAUUUUGGAUGUAAUGAUUUUUUAUUAUCUCUAUUAUUUUUGCUUUUUUA